Molecule: messenger RNA, 582 nt
Organism: Miscanthus lutarioriparius
Lineage: Eukaryota; Viridiplantae; Streptophyta; Magnoliopsida; Poales; Poaceae
Source: the annotation of a GenBank genome assembly
AUGGAGGCCCCUCCGCCGGAGACAGAAAGCAUCGUGUGGAGGGAGGACAAGGGGAGGUUCGAGACGCCCGAUGGCGAGGCCUUCCUCCAGUACCGCCUCCUCGACGGCAAUGGGGCGGCGGGGCUCCUGCGGCGGCGCUCCUCGCUGCUUCGUCCAGGGAUCAUUAAGCGCGUGCCAGGAGAGGCCACCGCUGCGGAGGUGAGCCCGGUGGUGCGGGUUCUGGACGAGCUGAAGGCCUCUCACAGUGCCAGCGGCGGGUCGGAGCAGGAUCUCGACGGACUCGUCUCUCUGCUUGAUGAGUUGCGCGGCCUGUGCAGCUCCGGCGAGGGUUCAGAGAAUGCAGGGAUCGCGGUACGGAAUGGCAUCGUGGAGGCGCUCGUUGCCCUGUGCGCGUCCGCUCGGGUUCAGCAGGAGAGGUUGCUUGCAUCGGCCUUGAAGACGCUGAGCUCCGUGCUCCGUGGUAUGACAUUGGAAAUAUUCAAUCUGCAGAUGUGGCAAGCACUGAAAAGUUCAGACAAAGAUUCAAAGGAGGCUGAUGAUCCAUGUUCCAUGAUGCAGAGACUACAUGAUCUGUACAAUUAG